UCUAUUUUAAUUUUUAAUAAUGAAAUCUUUAGGUCAACGAAAUUUUAGACGGCUUCUGUGUCUAUUAGUGCGAGAAAAUUUUUCAAAGGAAUGUGAAAAAGCAAUUAAUAAACAAAUUAAUAUGGAACUGAAAGCUUGUCAUAAUUAUUUGGCCAUGGCCUUUCACUUUGAUCGUAGCGAUGUAGCUGCUCCAGGCGUUUUUAAAUUUUUGAAUGAUGCCAGCCUUGAAGAGCGUAAACAUGCUGAAAUGUUUAUGGAAUAUAUGAAUAAAAGAGGUGGCAAUAUACAAGUUGAAGCAUUGGAAGCUCCAAAAGCCAAAAUUGAAACAGCCAAAGACGCCAUGAUAGAAGCAUUAAAUAUGGAAAAGGAAGUUAAUCAGACCCUUUUGGAAGCCCAUGCUAUUGCCUCUAAAAAUAAUGAUCCAAAUAUGUGCGAUUUUAUUGAAGCAAAUUUCCUUCAAGAACAAGUUGAUGCCAUCAAACAGUUGGCUGACUUUAUAAGACAAAUUGAACGUUCUGAAUGUGAUUUGGGCAAUUAUCUUUUUGAUAAAUAUUUGGCGGCAAAUAAUGGCAAUAUGCAUAAAAAAUAAGUCUUAAAAUUAUGUUAUUUGGUUAAAAAAAUUCAUAUUUGUUUA
Molecule: messenger RNA, 634 nt
Organism: Calliphora vicina (urban bluebottle blowfly)
Lineage: Eukaryota; Metazoa; Arthropoda; Insecta; Diptera; Calliphoridae
Gene: Fer3HCH
Product: Ferritin 3 heavy chain homologue
Exons: 3
Coding region: 20-589 (189 amino acids)
Biological process (GO): iron ion transport; intracellular iron ion homeostasis
Cellular component (GO): cytoplasm
Molecular function (GO): ferrous iron binding; ferric iron binding
Source: RefSeq, a predicted model, not a curated record